AUGCCUCACAAAUUUGAGGAGGAGGAGGCUACCGCGUGUGACGCACUGCGAGAGGGCGGUGCUUCGCGCGACUCCCCUCUUAGUUGCUGUGGGUUUUGUCUGUCAGAGGUUCCGAGGCGCUCAGUCAGGACCGAGGUGCCGGGUCCCAAAGGGGCGGGAGUCGUUCUCCGCGCCGCACAGACGCGGCUGCCCCCGUCCUGCCAGGGCAGGGUGACCUUUGAGGACGUGGCCAUCGCCUUCUCCCAGGAGGAGUGGGAGCUCCUUGACGAGGCUCAGAGGCGCCUGUACCACGAUGUGAUGCUGGAGACCUUGGUCCUGAUGGCCUCCCUGGGUAAGGCUUUCACACUCCCCCCGUGCCCUGAGCUAGGCCGCAUGGACAGAGGGAAAGGACGAAAGGACUGCAGAUUCUGUGUGUCCGGGCAGCCCGAUUCCUGUGAGGCGGUUGUGAGGGACUUCCUGGCGAUUCCUCCAUUCCUCCAGCAUCAGGCCGCACACACCAGGGAGAAGUCAAACCGGGGAACUGAGUGCGGAGCAGCCUCUCAUAAGGAAAGAACUCUGUCUGACCCAGAAUACACUAAAGAUUUUAAUUGCAAACACAAGCUUGUUCAGCACCAGAGAGUCCUCACCCAAGAAACAUGCCACGUGAGCAAUGAAUGUGGAAAAUCUUACAGCAAAAGCUAUAGUCUGAAUGACCAUUGGAGAGUUCACACUGGGGAAAAGCCUUAUGAGUGUGGGGAAUGUGGGAAGUCCUUUAGGCAAAGCUCUAGCCUCAUUCAACACCAGAGAGUUCACGCCAGAGCAGAGCCUCACAAGUGUGAGUUAUGUGGAAAAUUAUUUAGCAACAAGUCCAACCUCAUUAAACAUCGAAGAGUUCACACUGGAGAAAGGCCUUAUGAGUGUGGGGAAUGUGGGAAGUCCUUUAGGCAAAGCUCUAGCCUCAUUCAACACCGGAGAGUUCACACUGGAGCGCGGCCUCACAGGUGUGAGUUAUGUGGAAAAUUAUUUAGCAACAAGUCCAACCUCAUUAAACAUCGAAGAAUCCACACUGGAGAAAGGCCUUAUGAGUGCAGUGAAUGUGGGAAGUCCUUUAGCGAAAGCUCUGCACUCCUUCAACACCGGAGUGUUCACACAGGGGAGAGGCCUUAUGAGUGCAGUGAAUGUGGGAAGUUCUUUACCUACCACUCCAGUCUCAUAAAACACCAGAGGGUUCACUCUGGGUCCAGGCCCUAUGCCUGCAGUGAAUGUGGAAAGUCCUUUACUCAAAAGUCCAGCCUCAUUGAACACCGCAGAGUCCAUAGUGGGGAAAGGCCAUAUAAGUGCAGCGAAUGCGAGAAAUCUUUCAGCCAAAGCUCUGCACUUCUUCAGCAUCGGAGAGUUCACACUGGAGAAAGGCCUUAUGAGUGCAGUGAAUGUGGGAAAUUCUUUACUUACAGCUCCAGUCUCUUAAAACACCAGAGAGUUCACUCUGGUUCAAGGCCUUAUGAGUGUAGUGAGUGUGGAAAGUCCUUUACUCAAAAUUCUAGUCUCAUCAAACACAGGAGAAUUCACACGGGAGAAAGGCCUUAUGAGUGUAGCCAAUGUGGAAAAUCUUUUAGCCAUAGCUCAAGCCUCAUUAAACACCGAAGAGUUCACACUGGAUAACAGACUUGUGAGUAUUAGAAUGUGGGAAACUUAUUUUUUAAAAAAAUAUAUUUUUCAUUACAGAGAGGAAGAGAGAGGGAGAGGGAGAGAGA
Myotis brandtii (Brandt's bat) is the source of this 1733-nucleotide messenger RNA. Its product is annotated as zinc finger protein 154. The transcript is spliced from 4 exons. Gene Ontology annotation, biological process: positive regulation of reciprocal meiotic recombination; regulation of DNA-templated transcription. Lineage: Eukaryota; Metazoa; Chordata; Mammalia; Chiroptera; Vespertilionidae. Bases 1 to 1641 code for a protein of 546 amino acids. The record is from RefSeq and is a predicted model, not a curated record. Gene Ontology annotation, molecular function: histone H3K4 methyltransferase activity; histone H3K36 methyltransferase activity; recombination hotspot binding. Gene Ontology annotation, cellular component: nucleus.